UUGGGUGAUCCCAUUUCUGGGUUGCGGGUGUGUGGCACUUGGUCCCUUGGGCGAUGGGUGGAGCCUUGGUCUAGAGAGGAACUGGGUCUUUGGUCCAUCCGGUCUCCAGUGCCUGGGUCCGGAGAGUUCUGCUAAUACUAGUUCUGGCCGUACUGCUACAUAUCUCUUUCAUCUUUUAGCACGCAUUUUUGUUCUCUUCCAGCUACUGUUGCAGUUACGUAGGUCUGGUCAGCAACCCACUAUGCCGCUUCCUGUUGCGCUGCAGACUCGCUUGGCGAAGAGGGGCAUCCUCAAACAUCUGGAGCCGGAGCCUGAGGAAGAGAUUAUUGCUGAAGACUAUGAUGAUGAUCCUGUUGACUAUGAGGCCACCCGGAUAGAGGGUCUGCCACCGAGCUGGUACAAGGUGUUUGACCCUUCUUGUGGACUCCCUUACUAUUGGAAUGUGGAGACAGACCUUGUGUCCUGGCUCUCACCACAUGAUCCUAACUUUGUUGUUACCAAAUCUGCCAAGAAACUCAGGAACAGUAAUGCAGAUGCUGAGGACAAGUCAGACCGGAAUCUUGAAAAGGUGGACAGAAAUCAUGAGAAGUCAGAUCGUAGUCAUGAGAAGCCAGACAGGAGCCAUGAGAAGGCAGACCGAAACCACGAGAAGAAUGACCGAGAACGAGAACGCAACUAUGACAAAGUGGAUAGAGAGAGAGAUCGGGAUAGGGAACGAGAGCGGGCAUUUGACAAGGCAGACCGGGAAGAAGGCAAAGACCGGCGCCACCAUCGCAGAGAGGAACUGGCUCCUUACCCCAAGAACAAAAAAGCGACGAGCCGGAAAGAUGAAGAAUUAGAUCCCAUGGACCCCAGCUCAUACUCAGAUGCACCCCGGGGCACAUGGUCAACAGGACUCCCCAAGAGGAACGAGGCAAAGACAGGGGCUGACACCACGGCAGCUGGGCCCCUCUUCCAGCAGCGCCCUUACCCUUCCCCAGGGGCUGUGCUCCGUGCCAAUGCGGAAGCCUCCCGAACCAAACAGCAGGACUGACCCUUUGUCCCCUGUAGCUUUGGCAGUGUGCGUUUCUGUUUCUUCCUUGUGGCUCUGGGAUAGGAGCCAUGGCUUCUACGUGCUGGAUUAUUAUGCCGCCAGUGAGCUACACUCCCGGCCCCUUUAGUGUUGUUUAUAAACAAGCCCUUGUUGUUUAAUAAAAGCUUUUUUGUGGAACAUAU
Messenger RNA from Mus pahari (shrew mouse), 1215 nucleotides. RefSeq names its product polyglutamine binding protein 1 (gene Pqbp1). The record is from RefSeq and is a predicted model, not a curated record. Lineage: Eukaryota; Metazoa; Chordata; Mammalia; Rodentia; Muridae. Gene Ontology annotation, biological process: alternative mRNA splicing, via spliceosome. Gene Ontology annotation, molecular function: ribonucleoprotein complex binding; protein binding. The transcript has 7 exons. Gene Ontology annotation, cellular component: cytoplasm; nuclear body. Bases 242 to 1033 code for a protein of 263 amino acids.